Molecule: messenger RNA, 1343 nt
Organism: Momordica charantia (bitter melon)
Lineage: Eukaryota; Viridiplantae; Streptophyta; Magnoliopsida; Cucurbitales; Cucurbitaceae
Product: D111/G-patch domain-containing protein
Molecular function (GO): nucleic acid binding
Source: RefSeq, a predicted model, not a curated record
CAUUGUGGCUCCGCAACGCAGCUUCUUUCUCAAGGGAAGCUCCUUCCAGUUCCCGUUGAAACAAACCAAAUUUCCGGCCACAAUUUCCUAUUGACCUAAAUUCUGAUUAUUUCUCCAUAAUUGAGGCAAGACAAAAUGGAUUUUCGGGGUUAUAGCAGUAGACUGGAAACAAAAAACCUGAAUAAAGGCUAUGCUCAGGAGCAGGAAUCUCUUGCUGAUGAUUUCAUUGACGAUUUUCGCUUGCCCAUCAACCAUAAACCAACAGAAAAUGUUGAUCUUGAUAAUGUGGAACAAGCAUCAUUGGACACACAAUUAACUUCAUCGAAUGUUGGAUAUAGGCUUCUACAGAAGAUGGGCUGGAAAGGGAAGGGACUAGGAAAGGAUGAGCAAGGAAUUAUUGAGCCAAUAAAAUCUGGAAUUAGAGAUCCCAAACUUGGAAUUGGAAAACAAGAAGAGGACGAUUUUUUUACUGCAGAGGAAAACAUCCAGCGAAAAAAACUUGAUGUUGAGGUGGAAGAGACUGAGGAACAUGCCAAAAAACGGGAGGUUUUAGCAGAACGUGAGGAGAAAAUUCAAACUGAAGUCAAAGAAAUACGCAAGGUUUUCUAUUGUGAUCUUUGCAACAAACAGUACAAAUUUGCAAUGGAAUUUGAAGCUCAUCUCAGCUCAUAUGAUCACAAUCAUAGAAAGCGUUUUAAAGAAAUGAGAGAAAUGCAUGGUACAAGCAGCCGAGAUGACAGAAACAAGCGGGAACAGCAACGUGAAGAGAAAGAGAUGGCAAAAUUUGCUCAAAUUGCGGAUGCCCGUAAGAAGCAGCAACAGAUGCUGGAUCAACAAGAAAGAUCAGUCGAUGCUCCUGUUUCUACUGAACUUAGAAAUGCUACAUCACUUGCAGAUCAGGAUCAGCGGAAAACAUUAAAAUUUGGAUUCUCUUCUAAAGGUGGCACCUCAAAGAACAUUUUUGGUGGAGCCACAAAGAAACCGAAAGUAGCUACUGUGGCUUCAGUUUUUGGGAACGAUAGCGAUGAUGAAUAGCAAAACAUUUCCCAGGUUGCAUCUUGUAUUAGCAUUAUGAGGUGUUGUAUCUUUAAGGAAUGCCUUCUCGCCCCUAACUUGAAGUUCAUGUAAUCCUAUGGCAGUAGAUGUUCUUGUUUAAACUUGUUACUCGCUAUUAGGACUGUUAACUUAUGUAUAUCAGCUACAAGUUUGGUGUCAAUCUUGCUUCGAGCCAAGUGAUUUGAAGUAUCAUACUCGAAUUUUUGAAAAGACUAUAUGCUUAGAGAAACUUAUAGUUACUAUAAGUACUCCUUGCAAAUGAUAAUACUGGAUAGAAGUUUAUCGUA